Molecule: messenger RNA, 1305 nt
Organism: Episyrphus balteatus (marmalade hoverfly)
Lineage: Eukaryota; Metazoa; Arthropoda; Insecta; Diptera; Syrphidae
Exons: 5
Coding region: 129-1172 (347 amino acids)
Cellular component (GO): cytosol
Molecular function (GO): L-galactose dehydrogenase activity
Source: RefSeq, a predicted model, not a curated record
UGUUCUCUGCUUAUUAUUUAAGAACAAUCGAUUUUUAAAGCAAUAACAGUAGUGAACAAGCUUUACAAGUGAUCUUUUUUGUCUUCAGUGAUCUUAUAGUAUUUAUUUAAUUAAUUAAAAACAGCAAAAUGUCUCUUCCAAAAACAUUUGUCAAAGGUUUUCAUGAUGAAAAUCUUGUUGCAAAAAUGGAAUAUUUACCCCUUGGAAAAACUGGUCUAAAAGUGUCUAAAGUAUCACUUGGUGGUGGAACUUUCAGUGGUACUUUUUAUGGAGAAAUUGAGCUAAGCGAAGCUAUCGAAACAGUUCACAAAGCUGUUAAAAGUGGUAUUAAUUACAUUGACACUGCUCCAUUUUAUGGCGAAGGUCGUUCAGAAGAAUUGCUUGGAAAAGCACUUAAAGGUGUUCCAAGGGAAUCAUAUUAUUUGGCAACAAAAGUUGGACGUUAUACAAGAGAUUUUCCAACUAUGUUUGAUUAUUCAGCUAAAAAGACACGAGAGAGUUUAGAGAAGAGCUUAAAAUUAUUAGGCCUUGAUUAUGUGGAUGUUAUUCAAAUUCAUGAUAUUGAAUUCCCAGAAACAUUCGAUGUUGUUUUAAAUGAAUGUUUACCAGAAUUAGAAAAAUUACGAAAGGAAGGUAAAGUACGUUUUAUUGGUGUUUCAGCUUAUCCAAUGGAACCACUGAAACGCAUUAUCCAAGAAGUUCCUGGAAGAUUCGAUAUUGUUUUGUGUUACUCUCGUUACACACUGCUCGACAAAUCACUCAAGGAUUAUCUUCCCUUCUUCCUCGAACAAAAGCUUGGAGUUAUAUGUGCCGCUGGCCAUGCACUAGGCCUUCUAACUAACAAGGAACCACAACCAUGGCAUCCAGCCUCUGAGGAAAUAAAAUCUAUUUGCCGAAAAGCGGCAAAUAUUUGCAAAAAUGCCAAUAUCGAUCUCGGCAAACUAGCCAUGUACUACUGUAUGCAAUUAGAAGGUCCAUCCACCUUCCUAACCGGAAUGGAAAACAGGAAGUUGCUCGAUAUUAAUUUGAAAUCAUACUAUGAAGGCCUUACAAAGACUGAGGAGGAAGUGCUCAAACAAUUAAAGGAAACAGUAUUUACUAAAUCACUGAACUGGGAGGGCAUUGAACUGGAGAGGUAUCGUGCUGCAAUGAAGAAAAUUGCACAAAGUUGAUAGCUGUCCGGCAUGGUAGCAUGAUGGCAUAUGGUGGGACUGUGGUGGUUGGUGGGAUUGGCGUUACCAAGCUGCUAUAGACGAAACAUAAAAUUAUAUCUUAUCUACUUUGUUAUUAAUAAUUUUUUUAUCA